UUAUAAUCUCAAAACACAUAUAACACAUAUAUUUGCAUAAAAAUGGACGUAUGGUCAUGGAUAUGUGAGCUACCAUACUCGGAAGAUUGGCCAAUAAUCACCGAUUCCACAUCCGAACUCACCUUCAAUCUAGCGAGUUCAACCGAGUCACUUCAACUCAAAGCAAGAAGAAAGUUCACCUCCAACUCGGACCUAUUAGCCAUCACCUUAUAUGUUUCCUAUGAAGACAAAGCCUUAUGGGUUUCCGAUACUUGUCAAGUUAACUCAAAACAACCAUUCUUGCCUCUUGUCCUCCAAAUCAUCCAAGAAAUCGUUUCUCGUUCACCGAAUGCGCAUGACACCAUCAAUGCCUCAUGCCCACGUUCCCAACUCCAAAAACUCAAACCCGACUCGGUUUCAUGGAUUCUCGACUCUCACUCAACAGAAUCCUUUUCAACUUUUUUUAACCUUGUUUUUUUAGCUAGGUUGUUUUGGCUAUGUGCAUGUGACGCGCCAUCUGAAGUCGGGUCUAUUUAUUUCAACUCGAUUUUAGGCCCAAACCUUGAUGUUUUUUCGACUUCUCAAGCCCCCGUGUUACGGGCUUUCUUCGUUUCCGCUGGUAUCGACGUCGAACUUUGUCUCAUGAGAACAUUUGGAUACAUGAUAACAAAGUGUUUGAUGUUAAGAGAAGUUGGUGUAGGUUUACAGCUUCUAACACCUUCUUAUGACAACCUUGGGUUCUCGUAUGCAACCGAGACCCAUGGGUUGUGGGUUUUAAAAGGCUACGCGCCACUUAUGGCAAUGACGCGCUGUGGCCCGAAUCGAGUUAGCGAUGUGAAAUCUUUGUUUGAAGCUAAGGAGUCAGUGCUAAAAUAUGCAUUGGCCCAUCAACAAAUUGAGGUUGUGAUACAAUUAGAAUAUUCAAUUGAGUUCAAAGAUACAUUUAUUUUGGUUAAUGCACGUGUUGAUAAUAUACGGGUCCACGUGGCAAAACUAGGGUUUAAUAAGAAUGAGGAGAAUGUGUACAUGCAUGAGAGGCAUUUUCCUAGCCGGGUUCGGUUUUGGGUCGGGCCUGAAGCCGGGGCUAGUUAUGUAACCGGCCUGACUUUGGGCCGGUCCACAGAUAAUAUUGAAAAAGAGACUGAAACACAAAAGAUAUUGAAGGGUAGUUUUGGGGAUACAAAAGUUCCAAAAAUGAAGGCCAUGACAAAAACAACAACUAGGACAAAGGCUAGGGCAUGGAGAUGGGACCAAGAUUCGGAUGGACAUGUAGCGAUUUUCGACACGACAUUAUGUGACAACAUGACAGGUGUAGAGAUAUCGACGUGGCAACCACAUAUUGGCGACUUAGGUGGGGUCAAUGACCACGAGAGAGGGGAUCAAGUUGAACGAAGUUUUCAGAAACGAUACACGGGGGCAAAUCGGUCAUUUACCAAAUCCGGGAAUUGGGUAUUCGCGGAAGGGUUAGAAGGGAUAAAAUGGAGAUUAAACAAGGAAAUGGAAGGGAGUGUGUUGAAAUGGAGGAUUGGGGGCCAAGUGUGGGUGAGUUAUCUCCCAAAUGAGAUGAAGAGCUCAUAUUUUGAAACAAGGUGUGUGGAGUGGUGUGAUGAAGUUGAUUUACCUUUGAUCCCGGGGUCAUACUAAUUAAGUUAUAUAUGUCUAUAUAUAUGUUGAAGUGUAAGUCGAUCGUGUCGUUAUAUAGUUUUAUAUGGUUACAUGUAAAUGGUACAUAGUACUUGACUAAAUGCACUUAAAUGUUGUAAAGUGAAACCAUGGUUGAAUAAAUAAUGUUACGUAUAUGAAAUAUAUGAUCAACAUUGUUAUGUAGGAA
Messenger RNA from Erigeron canadensis, 1810 nucleotides. RefSeq lists its product as uncharacterized. Lineage: Eukaryota; Viridiplantae; Streptophyta; Magnoliopsida; Asterales; Asteraceae. The transcript has a single exon. Bases 43 to 1623 code for a protein of 526 amino acids. The record is from RefSeq and is a predicted model, not a curated record.